This is a messenger RNA of Epinephelus lanceolatus (giant grouper), 6623 nucleotides long. The record is from RefSeq and is a predicted model, not a curated record. NCBI's taxonomy places the organism in Eukaryota, Metazoa, Chordata, Actinopteri, Perciformes, Serranidae.
AUGAGAGUACUUACAAACUCCUGGCUGAGCGUCACUGUGUUGGAGUUCUCCCUGGGUAACAAGAUGGUCUCCUGCAACUGCAAAUCCAUGAGAAGAGGUCUUGCUUAUGCGCCAAACAGCAGCUCAGAGCACCAGGCCUACUUGGAGUCUCUGGGUGGUGUCCUGGAAAGGGCCGAGGCCAGGCUGGCAGCAAAGAGGGCAGCCAGGGCAGAAGCCAGAGAGAUCCGCAUGAAGGAGCUGGAGCGACAACAGAAAGAGAUCUUUCAGGUGCAGAAGAAAUAUUAUGGCUUGGACACCAAAUUAGAUGACCGAGCGGACAGCAAAUGGGGAGAUAUUGAACAAUGGAUGGAGGACAGUGAGAGAUACUCACGUUCUUCACGGAUACACACGCUCUCAGACGACGAUGAGCGGAUGUCAGUGGGAAGCCGGGGCAGUGUCAGGUCGGAUCUUGAUGCAGUUGGGGCUUAUGGUGGAGGGGACUCCUCAGCACUUAAGAAGUCAAAGAAAAAGAAGAAACAUAAACACAAAGACAAAGAUAGGAACGGCUACGAUGAUGAUUACAGUGUUAUAUCCAGCAGGAGCUCAAGACUCAGUGAUGAAAGCAGAGUGUCUCGCUCCUCCAGGCUAGACCUAACGAGUUCCAGACUAAGUGAUGACACCCGGGUGUCUCGUGGCUCCAGAUUAGACCUGCAGCCGGCUGCUUAUGCUUCUUCUGACUUGUACAGCUUUAAUGGUCUCCCCUCCUCCAGAAACCCAGGUUCAGCUUUCAAUGGUUACCAGUUCUGCAGGUCACUCAGUCAGAUCACCCCGCAGCUCUAUCGUAGGAGCUCCUUAUAUGAAGACAGUCUCUGCAGUGGGUCACGGCGAGUCACUGGCUCCAGCUCUCAUCCUUUAGAGUACACUAGUUAUCGCAGCUCCGGCUCCAGAGCCUCCUCCAGGGCCAGUUCGGCCCGUGCCAGCCCAGUGGACAACUGUGGCUCUGUUGCCAGUUUUUUGAGGAGUGCAGCCAGCAGCAGUGGCCUCCCCCGAGAUCUGGACGAUGUUACUAUUCCUGACUUUUCUGACGUGAGUCGCUUUGCACCCGCAGGAGGCCACGGCUGUGAUGUGGAGGACAGAGAUUAUCUGGAGAAGGGAUCUCGAUCAGCUUCUGCCUUAACAGCAGCAACCCUCACCUCUUUAGGCGGGACUUCUUCACGGAGAGGAAGUGGGGAGACAGCUCUGACUGUAGAUGCAGAAACCUCUGUGCGAGAAAUCAAGGAGAUUCAUGAACUGAAGGAUCAGAUUCAAGAUGUGGAAACCAAGUACAUGCAGAACCUAAAAGAAGUGAAGGAUGCAUUAGUAGAAGUGGAGGAGAAGUAUCGUAAGGCCAUGGUGUCCAACGCCCAGCUGGAUAAUGAGAAAAACAACCUGAUGUACCAGGUGGACACACUCAAGGACUCGCUCAUGGAGCUGGAGGAACUGCUGUCUGAGUCACGCCGGGAAUAUGAGGAGAAAGUCAAGGAACACGAGCGAGAGAAACAUGCCCACUCUGUGCUUCAGUUCCAGUUCAAUGAAAUGAAAGAGACGCUAAAACAAAGUGAAGAGCUUCUAAAUGACAUCCGUCAGCUGCGUAACAAACAGGAAGGUUUUGUUAGGGAAAUAUCUGACCUGCAGGAGACGGUGGAGUGGAAGGAUAAAAAGAUUGGGGCCUUAGAGCGACAGAAAGAAUACACAGAUGCAAUCCGAAUUGAGCGAGAUGAGCUCAGAGAGGAGGUGGUGCAGCUGAAAGACAUUCUGAAGAAACAUGGAAUAGUACUGGGACCUGACCUAAAUAUCAAUGGAGAGGUUGCUGAGGCAGUGGACGGGUCCUCCAGUGCAGACUCUGCUUCCCAACCAGCUCAGGAAUCACAGACCUCCCCACCGGAGGGGAACAGCAUGCUCGGCAACACAGAGGAAACGCAGUUGAGAAGUAGUGGAGGGGAAGAAGUUGAUCCUGAGCAGCAUCAAGAGAUGUUUGAGAAAGGCAAAGAGAAUCACUUGAGCUCUGAUACUGUCUCUGCCAUUGGUGGUGUGUCCACUCUGGAGACAUCAAGCCAAGAACAGCCAACAGAAGAACAACAGACGUGCUUAGAAGACAAGGAGACUGCCACAGAAGAAGACACUUUUGAGAAGCAAGGCUUUAGCAAGGACUUAAAUGGUGGCAUUAAUGACCAGUUACUCACAGAAGCCAAUACAGAUACAAUUGUUUGCAGCCCUGACCUUCAGGGGAUUGUACCAAGUUCUGAGGAAAAUGUUCUAGACACAGAAACACCAAAGGGGGGAGAUUUAGGGGAGACCAGUAACCAAGACAGGGAGGAGACAGAAACUAACACCAGUAAUGUUGACACACAAAGUGAUGACAUUAGAGAGUCAUGCAACAACCUUUUUGAAAAACAAGAAAACAAACAGGAAGAUGAGGAAAGUAAUUUGAGAAAUACAGAAUCAUGUCCACAGCAAAAUGUUGCACAAGAUGUUGUGAAAGAAAGUUUACCUGAUGGAUCCGUCCCAUUUUCAUCAAACACCAAACUUCAACAAGAGCCUGAGAAUGCAGAGGAGGCAGAGAACGAGGAGGCAGAGGAAAUAUCAAGUAAAACUCAGCCUCACGGCACUGCUGCUUCAGGGAAAAAGAAGAAAAAGAAGAAGAGAGGCAAAAAGAAAGGAGGAACUCAUGAGGAUAAGAACCAACAAAAAGAUAGAACAGAUAAAGAAAAGGGCAAAACAGAAAAAGACAUGGAGUCAGCCACAAGAGGUAAAGGGCCAACAAUAGAACUUGAAGUUGAUGAUUCUGUCACUGAAACUGUCAAGGAAUCAAAUAUAGAUCAAGUUAAGGAGAAGGACAGGCAAGAAACUGAGGAGGUAGAUGGAGUAGAAGCAGUGAAGCCCACUGAAAUAUUUACUCCCAAUGAAACUCUCAAAGAAUCUAGUAUGGAUCAUGUUAUAGCAGAGCACGACACGGAGCAAACUUUGGAAACAAAAAAUGUGGAAGAAGCAGAAGCCACAGCAAAUCCUGAAACCUUUUCACACAUUGAAACUCCCAAGGAAGUAAGCGUGGAUCAUGUUACAGAUGAACAGAACGAGGGCCAAAGUGAAACUGCAGAAGUAGUAGAGAAAGAGGCACCAGUCACACCCACUGAAACCAUUUCUCAUGUUGAAACUCUUAAGGAAUCCAGACCAGAUCCCAGAAAGGAUAAGCAAGAUGAGGAACUAACUUUGGAAACAGGGAAAGUAAAAGAAGCAGAAUCUAUAACAAGUGAUGUUCCAGAAACCAACCUGAGUACAUCUGAUCCCAUUGACAACUCCAAAGGUGCUGAGAGCACUGAUGGUCUUGACAAGGAGUGUACUUCCAGUGUUGAUAACUCUAAAAGUGAAACAGACAUCUCAACCAAUGGCAAUGUCGUCCAUACUGCAUCAGAAACUGAAUGUUUGAUUGUUAGUGUAGAGGAUGAAGUUGAGUCUGUUGAUGAGAUGAAAUCUGAAUGGACAACUAAUAAUGCCGAAAACACCUUUGAAUCAAGCAGGAAGGAAAACACUGAAGCUGAAUUAUAUGUUCCAAGCAAUGGUGACAUUGCUGCUGAUGAAUCUGAAUACAAAAGAAAUUCUGAGAAUAAGGACAACAAUUCAAUGUCCCUUUCUUCUACUGAUGGCUUAACUAAUACUCUCAAGAGCUUGUCUGGCUCAGAGCUGGCCUCAAACCAGUCUGAAGCAGUAAACUCAGACAACAAUGACACUCUCAUCAAGGUUACCGAUGAAGGUCCCAAGGAAGCAACUGAGACAGUCAAAGAUGAUGAGGAGCCAGGAGCAGAGAUUGAACAGGAAUCCAUUUCUCCCUGUAUCAUUUCUCCCAAACAUGACAGGGAUGAUUCAGAGCUCAAAGCAGACAAAACUGAAAAGGAGGAACUGAAUGGAGACUCAAGGGAACCUAAAGAUUCAGUAGAGACCGACAGCUCACAUGACGAAAAAAGUGGCAGUUGUGACAGUGCAUCAUUAUCCAAAAGCACUGAUGCAUUAGACACGGUACAGAGUCUGUUGGAGACUGUAGUGCAGGCAGAACAACUGGAUGAUGUAGAAAACCAGACAUUACAGUCUGAGGAUCAGAUUGAUGAAGCAAAUGCUGAAGUGACCCCAGAAACAAAAGAUGUCGACAUGAUAAAUACACCAGACUCUCCAAAUCAGACUCCUGAAAUUGAGUCCUCUGUCGAGCAGGACCACAGUAGUGAAGAUCCGGAACAUAAAAACAGUCAAAAUGAUCAGCAGAGUGAGACACAGCAACUGCACGAACCCAGCUUAGACAAGCCUGACAGUAAGGAUUCAUCCCAACCCACCCUGCAUGACAGCGAUGAGGAGGACCCUGAAAAUGAUGAAGGGCUGUCUUUUGAUUUUGAUGACAUGGAUAUGGAGGCAGCUAUCGCAGCAAGUCUCCCUGAAAAUCCGAAACAGGAAGAAGUUGAGGAGGGAGUUGAAGUCAUGUCAGUUGAAAGCAACGACAGUAGUUCAGGGCUGUGCCAAAGUAAUACUGAGUCAAAUGAAAAUAGACAAGAUGAGCCAGUUGAAAGUAAUGAUGAGAAAUGUACAGUCGAUGGGGGUUCCCAGGUAGAUACACUAGUUACUGUGCCUGGAGACAACCCAAACUCUUUGGCUCAUGAUGAUGCCACGUCUAAUACGGUGGAACAUAUGGAAAAUGUGUGUGAAAAGCAGACAGAUAUGCCUGAGGCCGAAGUAGGUGUAGCAGAAGAACCUGGGCACAUUAUCGAGGAAGGAAAGGUUUUAAAUGCUGAGGAGUUAGAUGUUGUUGCAGAGGACAAUAACCAAGCAAUGUCAUUACCCAUAGAGGAAGGAUUGGAUGCCAUUAAGCAUGAGUUGCAGGGUGAAAAUUUGGAUAUGCCAAAAAGUGCGGAGGUUAGCAACAAAGAGCCACAGCAGACAGGGAGAGAUGUGAAGAAGAACAGCAAGAAAGGCAAAGGCAAGGGCAAAGAAGAGUGUAAGAUGUCUUACCCCCCUUACACCAUCUCCUUGGCUCCUCCCACCCCUGAGAUUCGCCUAAGGAAACUGGUGGAUGAGCGUGAAAAAAUGAUAGAGCAGGUAAAAAAACUAAAGGCCCAGCUGGAGGAGAAGACACAGAGGAAUGGCACUGAGAACAGUACAAGCCCGGAUGGUGAAAUUCUUGAAAACGGCAAUGAUCCAAACAUACUGGAACUGCAGAGAGAUUCAAACAGGCAAAUAAGUGACUAUAAGUUUAAACUUGUGAAGGCAGAGCAAGAAGUCACCGCUUUGGAACAAAAUGUGACCAGACUUGAGGGCCAGGUGACACGCUACAAGUCUGCAGCAGAGAACUCAGAGAAAGUGGAGGAUGAGCUGAAGGCAGAGAAACGGAAACUACAGAGAGAGUUGCGAUCAGCAUUGGACAAGAUCGAUGAACUUGAAUCAAACAACAGCCACCUUUCUAAAAGACUGGAGAAGAUGAAGUCUAGUCGUGGCAUGGCACAGACUCCAUAGAAGCACCGCCCACACACACAUCAACUCAACCCUCUGUGUCCAAAAACUGGCUCAACAUUUGGAGAAGAGCCAUCCUGCAUUUGGGGUUUCUCUUUCAUCUGCCUGAUAGCAACCUUAAGAAAAAGAACAAAAAAAAAUCAAGAAUUGUAGUUAUUAUAUUCACACAAUAGAGAACACCAACAAGCAAUGUGCCAUUUCUUUGUCUAUUUUCUGUCUGAUAAGAAUUGUUUGUAGCGUGUGCAUACUCUUGGAAAGUAUGUGAAGUUGGGGAGUGAAUGUUUGUGUACCUCAUGACUUAGGUUGAACCUCUGCACUGCUCUGCUUAAGGGGGAAUGGGCCACAUGGAGAGUCCUAAGAAGGAAUAGCACUGUGUUGUCCAAUGAAGCAAGGGACGAAAUGCUGCACUGCUGCCUCUCCUCAUGAUAUAAGAUAUGUACAGUACUUGUCUUGCUCAUAUGGAGGACAAAGAUAUACAAGAAAAGACAGAUGACCGUGCAGUGAACACUUUCAGUGUCCAUGGCCCAAGACUGUCAACCUUCACUGUGGAGAACACGAGUUCUUUGUGUGUAUUGUGAAUGAACGAGCAAAAUGAAGUGUAUUUUUCUCAUUUAAAUCCAAAGCCAAACUAUUUUUAAAGAUGUAAAUGUUUGGGUGUGUUUGUCACUUGUGGUAAAACUGAACAAGACAUUUUGUUCGCAGACAAAAGGGACUGCUCGGUUUUCACGGAGCACCCCAACACAAUAUAAUCAUCACAGUCAGAAAGUCACCAGCUUUCAAUUAUAGUUCCUUCAUGUAGCCAGCAGCCUGAUGCAGGUUAUUGAAUGUUGAACAGUUUGACUCACAGCGCGUAACCGCCCUUCUGCUAAGACACAGCCAUAUCUCUGAGCUUCUUUCAGCUUCAUAUAGUCUGUCACUGGUUGGCUCUUGUGCACACACUUAAUAGCUGAGACUUACUAAAGAAAUGUGACAACUGGGACUCAAAGUGGUGUUAGCAGGAGAUACCGAACACACUGGGGAGACGCUGCUUCACUGUUUACAAAGCUUUAAAAUGUUUGUAAGGAAACAUAAAGAACUGUAAUCUUUGUGCAAUAAAAAUUCAAAUCAUGUUGGUA